This is a messenger RNA of Trichoderma virens Gv29-8, 804 nucleotides long. RefSeq lists its product as uncharacterized. The transcript has a single exon. NCBI's taxonomy places the organism in Eukaryota, Fungi, Ascomycota, Sordariomycetes, Hypocreales, Hypocreaceae. Bases 302 to 514 code for a protein of 70 amino acids. The record is from RefSeq and is a predicted model, not a curated record.
AACGCCCCUCAUGAUGCCCGGCAGACAAGACGCCUUUUCCGUUUCCAUCCCCACAUCUCCUCCUCCUCCACAGAGCAUCUCCAGCUAUUCUCGCUUUAUCCACGAUCACACGAAGCGUCAGAUGCAAGCCUUUGGUGCCCUAUCGCCCACAAAUUCUGGCUCGUCGAGUCGAUCGUCUGUUGGCACCUCCAUGACCAACGGCGCAGCACCCACGAUGUAAUCGUGUACUUGGAUUGGAGUUGGCGCAUGUUUAGUUUUAGCGGUGCUUCUCUUCCCAUCAUGGGCCUUGAUUUCCGCGCGCAUGGUUUGCCAUCAUAGCAGAAUUACAUUGGCAAUCUGGACACCACUUAAAAAUAACAUUUGGACAAUCCAGCAACAGAAUAACACCAACAAUAUGGCAAACCCAAGAUUGGAAUGCCUGCAUAUACCUAUACAACGCAACUUGUUUACCGAACACGCAUUUACACUACAGCAAAAGCAACGAUUGCGUCACAUGGAUGACGAGCCGACUUAGGCCACUCGCUGUUUUGUCCUUCGUUUCGAUUCAUUGCUAUUUUUACGACUUGAUAUGAUACACGCAUGGCGUUUGGAGGGUUUUUUUUUCGGCACAAGACUAAUUGGCUGGGGUUUGGAUUCCUUUAACAUAGUACAUACAUGGGACAACUGGAAGGACGAGGGGAGCUAUAUCAGGCUGUGAAGCCACCGUACAUGAUGAUAAUAGCAGUCGGCGAUGCAUAAUGGAACUGAGAUGAUUCCAACCCCAUGGCAAUCUUUCUAUCCAAAUCUACCAGCUGUUUCACUCUU